ACCAAACUGGGAGCUAUAGGUUAUAGAUCAAACCAAAACAAAGGUAAAUAUAAACAAACCCAACUAACAGAAAAAAACAAAUUUUCGGCAAGAUGGAUGAUCUGAAAGGCACGCCCGAGAGUGAUUUCAGCAUAGAAUGCUUUCAAAAUUACACGGCACCAGAGGUAUUCAUUCAAGGCCUGGCUGGAAUUGUUGACCAACAAGAUGUGGAAACAAUGAUCAGAGCCCAAAAGCAAAUGUUGCAGCGAUUUGAAAAAACCAAUGAAAUGCUAACAAAUUGCAACGCCCUCAGUGCUUCGAGACUUAAGACUGUUGCCCCUGAGUUCAAAAAACACAUCCACCUUCUGGUGGAGAUGAAGAAAGAUUUGGACUAUAUUUUCAAGAAGCUUCGUGCCAUUAAAAUGAAACUUUCAGCACAGUACCCUGAGGCCUUUUCUGAGGCGGCCAGGAGCAGUUUUGCAGAAGAAUGUGAAGAAGACACCAGCGAAAACAGCAAUAAAAACAAAGACAACAGAAGAAGCUUGCAUAUAAAAAAUGAAGCUUUGGAGGGUGGCAAUGCCGAUCAGAAUCGAAGGGCUUCUAAAUGAAAAAUAGUGCAAUGCAAAUUUUAGUGUUACCUAAACAUGAUUUUGUUUAGUUCAUUUUCAAAAACA
This is a messenger RNA of Dendroctonus ponderosae (mountain pine beetle), 653 nucleotides long. RefSeq names its product kxDL motif-containing protein CG10681. Gene Ontology annotation, cellular component: BORC complex. The record is from RefSeq and is a predicted model, not a curated record. NCBI's taxonomy places the organism in Eukaryota, Metazoa, Arthropoda, Insecta, Coleoptera, Curculionidae. The transcript is spliced from 3 exons. Gene Ontology annotation, biological process: lysosome localization. The coding region runs from base 93 to 587 and encodes 164 amino acids.